AUGAAAAUACAUUUAUCUUCUGAUGAAAUAAAUUUACUUGUUUAUCGUUAUUUAGUAGAAAAUGGAUUUAUACAUACAUCUUUUGGUUUUUUUAAUGAAGCAAACAUUUCAAAAAAUCCUUAUUAUAUAAGUCAUGGAGAAAAAUUACCAACAAAUGCAUUAGUAUCAUUUUUACAAAAAGCUAUGAUAUAUAUAUAUAUAGAAUAUCAUACUGAUAAUAAUGAUGGGAAAAAAAUUGUAUGUGAAGAACCAUUUUCUUUUUUUAGGAGACAUGAAUGUUGGAAUAAUGAAAAUAACUUAUCAGAAGAUAAAAUAGAAAUUAAUAAAAAUGAAAAAAAUUUGACUAACAAUAUAAACAGUGCUACUAGUAGCAAUGUUUUUGAUAAUAAAAGUAAUUUAAACAAUAAAACUAAUAAUUAUAGAAAUAGUUUUACUAACUUUGCAAGUUUGAAUUAUAAUGAUAGCAAUAUUUCUUUUAAAGAUAUUAAAAGAAAUUAUGCCAACAUUUUUGCACAAGGAAAAAAUUCUAAGAAAAGUUCAAAUAAAAAAAAAAGUAAUACAGAAUAUAUAAAUUUAAAUGAAAAAGAUGAAUCUUAUAGUACUAUUAAAAAAAGAAAAAAGUCCAAGAUUUUUAAAACUCAAAAUAAAACAAAUAAAUUAAUCAACGAGAAAAGUAACAAUAUUUUAAAUAGUGAAAAAAAAAUAGAACAAAAUCAUGUAAUUGAAACUAAAAGUGAAAUUAAUGAAACUGAUAAUAUUAAUAUAUCAAAUAAAGAAUAUAUCAAUAAAAAUAAUCAAAAUGAUUUGAAUACUUCAAAUAAAGAAAGUGAUAAUAGCAACAAAAAGGAUUCCAUUAUUAGUAGUAAUCUUCAAAAUGAUACCAUUAAAAAAAAGAAAAAAAAAAAAAAGAAAAAAAAAGAAUUUUAUAAUUUGAAUGACAAUAAAAAAAUAAUUAAGAUUCCUAUAAAAAAGGAGAAAAAAAACAAUUCUAAAAACAUUUUAAAACAAAAGAAGCAACUUAAAAAUAUAUCUGAUGAACAUAUGGAGAAAUGUUCUUUAAUGAAUAAAGAUGAUUCUAAUUUAUUUAUUUAUAACAAUUCAGAUAAUAAUAAAAGUCAAAAUAAUGAACAAAACAACAAUGAAAAUGUCAAUAAAAACAAUGUAAUAAUAACAAAUGAAAAUCCUAAUAAAAUAGAUGCUAAUUUAAAACGAAAUAGUUCUAUUUCGUGUUAUUCUGUAGAAAAUAAUCAUGAUGUGAAAGAAGUAAAAGAAAAAAACACUUUUUAUUCAGAUUCCAUGUAUAACAGCUUAGAUAAAAAGCAAAAGUAUAAAUUUAGCAAUUCGGUAAAAUCUUAUAACUAUAAAAAUAAACUCGAUAAUCAUUUGCAUACGAAGAGGAUAAGUGAUCUUAAUAAUAGAAAAAUUAAUUACAUAAAUAGAAAUGAUUUUAAUUUCAGUUUUUCAAAUUAUAUUAAUAAUCGAAAAAAUUAUAUCUUUAAUAAAAAUAAGAUAUUCAAAGUAAAUAAAGAUUUAAAGAAGGGAAAAGUUAAAAGAGAAAGGAUUAAAGAUUCAAUAAAUCAAAAAAAUGAAUUGAAUAACAAUAAUAAUAAAGAAAAAUUAAAAAAAAAUAUUAAAAAAAGAGAAAUGAAUAAAAUCUUAGAGUCACAUCAUGAUAAAUCAUGUCAAUAUAAUAAUAAAAAUAAAGAUAAUAUUGAAAAAAAACAUAUCGAAGAAAAUAAAAUUAUACAAGUGAAUUCUGAUUUAAAGUUAAAAAAUAAAGAGAAAAGUAUAAUGAUAAGUAAAUUCAAUUAUAAUCAGUUAAUAAAUAAAAAAGAAUAUGAACAAUCAAGUCCAAAACAAGAAAUAAGAAGGGAGGUAAAAGAAAUCGAAGAACAAAAAGAGAAAGAUGAUAAUACGAAAAAAGAAAAAAAAGAAGAUAACGAUAAUAAAAAUACAAACAUGGAAAUUGAAGAUGAAAAGAAAGAAGAACAAGGGGAUUUAGAAGAAAAAAAAAAAGAUAAAUGUCUAUACGAAGAAGACUAUAAAAAUGAGAUUAACAAUCUUCUUUUAAAAAAAAUUAUCUUAAAAACAUUAAAAAACGGAAAAAAAAAAUUUAAAAUAAAUAAUAGAAUAAAAAAGAAAGAAAAAAUUAAAAAAAAAAAUGAAAAUAAUCAAGAUAAAGAUGAGGAGGAAGAGGAGGAAGAGGAGGAAGAGGAAGAAGAAGAAGAAGAGGAAGAAGAAGAAGAAGAGGAAGAAGAAGAAGAAGAUGAUGAUGAAGACGAAGAAGAUGAAGAGGAAGAGGAAGAUGAAGAGGAAGAAGAGGAGGAAGAAGAAAAUGAAGAGGAGGACAAUGAAAACGAAGAUCAAGAAGACAAUAAUGAUGUAGAUGAAUAUGAAGACAAUAAUAAUGAAGUAGAUAACGAUGAUAAAGAAGAUAGUAAUGACGAAAAGGAAUUGCAAUUUAUACAAAAAAGAAAUGAAGAGAAACAAGCAGAAGGAGAUGAAAACAACGAUAACGAAGAAAAACAUAAGGAAAAAAGAAAAAAGCAAAAACAGGGAAAAGAAGAGGAAGGUGAGGACGAAGAGAAUAAUAAUGAUAGAAAAGAUGAUGCUCAUAAAGAAUGGAAUAAUAAAAAAAAUAAAGAAGAUGACUUAUGUAACAAAGAUAAUUUAUAUAAUGAAAAAAAUGAAAGAGAAAAAUAUAAUCAUGAAAAUAGUAGUGAAAAUAAAGAAAUUGAAUGA
This is a messenger RNA of Plasmodium relictum, 2742 nucleotides long. Its product is annotated as conserved Plasmodium protein, unknown function. The record is from RefSeq and is a predicted model, not a curated record. Gene Ontology annotation, molecular function: protein binding. Bases 1 to 2742 code for a protein of 913 amino acids. Lineage: Eukaryota; Apicomplexa; Aconoidasida; Haemosporida; Plasmodiidae. The transcript has a single exon.